AUGAUUAUAUUCAAUGUUCCGGAAUCUGAUGAUAAUACCUCGGCAAAUGAUUCUUCUGUAAUUAAAUCUAUUUUUGAUAGUCUAUCAAUUGUUAUGACUCCUACAGCCAUCAAUAGAUUAGGUAGAAAAUCUACAAAACCUCGCCCGUUAAAAAUUUCUCUGCAAGAUGCAUCUGAUGUUUUCGUAAUUUUGAAAAACAAACACAAAUUGCGUUCAACUCCAAAUUACUGCUCCAUUCGUAUUUCUCCGGACCGCACCCAAAUGCAACGUGAUCAACUGCGAAACGUAUAUGCCAAGCUUGAAGAACGAAAAGCAGCUGGUGAGACAGAUUUAAUUGUCAAGUUCUUAAAAGGUAUCCCAACUAUCUCAAAAAACUAG
Molecule: messenger RNA, 378 nt
Organism: Macrosiphum euphorbiae (potato aphid)
Lineage: Eukaryota; Metazoa; Arthropoda; Insecta; Hemiptera; Aphididae
Source: the annotation of a GenBank genome assembly